Neltuma alba is the source of this 1053-nucleotide messenger RNA. RefSeq names its product ras-related protein RABA1b-like. Gene Ontology annotation, molecular function: GTPase activity; GTP binding. NCBI's taxonomy places the organism in Eukaryota, Viridiplantae, Streptophyta, Magnoliopsida, Fabales, Fabaceae. The record is from RefSeq and is a predicted model, not a curated record. The coding region runs from base 105 to 758 and encodes 217 amino acids. The transcript has 2 exons.
CUUCACACUGCACGGAACCACAGCCACUGUCUGCAAAUCCCCUUCCUUGCUUUUCUUCCUUCUCUCUCACCUGAAGAGAAGAGAACCAAACAACUGCAAAGGCAAUGGCUGGCUAUAGAGCGGAGGACGACUAUGAUUACCUCUUUAAGGUAGUCCUGAUCGGCGAUUCGGGAGUGGGCAAGUCCAAUCUUCUUUCCAGGUUCACCAAGAAUGAGUUCAACCUCGAGUCCAAGUCCACCAUUGGGGUUGAGUUCGCUACUCGCUCCUUGAACGUUGAUAGUAAAGUCAUUAAAGCUCAGAUCUGGGACACUGCUGGCCAGGAGAGGUACCGAGCUAUCACUAGUGCAUACUAUCGUGGGGCUGUUGGCGCACUUCUCGUGUAUGAUGUCACGCGCCAUGCAACAUUCGAAAAUGUUGACAGAUGGCUGAAAGAACUGCGAAACCACACGGAUUCCAACAUUGUUGUGAUGCUUGUUGCGAACAAAUCCGAUCUUCGUCACCUUGUAGCUGUUUCGACUGAAGAUGGGAAAUCUUAUGCCGAGAGGGAAUCGUUGUACUUCAUGGAAACCUCAGCUCUUGAGUCCACCAAUGUGGAGAAUGCAUUUGCUGAAGUUUUGACUCAAAUCUACCGAAUUGUUUGCAAGAAGGCGGUUGAGACUGCAGAAAAUGGAACGGCUACUGUGCCAGCCAGGGGAGAAAAAAUAGAUCUUAAAAAUGAUGUAUCUGCCUUGAAGAAAGUUGGUUGCUGCUCAAGCUAGCCUGGGAAGACAGAAUCCUGUUUUCCUGGUUGCUGUGGGUUCUGUUGUACUGUACGUGUAGUAUUCUGAUAUAUAAAGAUGAAGAAGAAUGAAAACGAACUCUCCAGGGCUUAUCAGGCUUGGUGGGUUAAACAAUGUUUCAUGCUCAAUAGCUGCUGGGGAAGCAGGUUGAUCAUCAUUGUUUUUUUAUUGCUAGUUAUUAGUUAUUAAUUUACUAAUAUUAUCAUUGUUUCUGAGAUGCUAACAGUAGCAAAAUUUCAAGCAUGGAAUGAAUUGAAUAUAGAGUUUCAUCAAA